Molecule: messenger RNA, 2164 nt
Organism: Pteronotus mesoamericanus
Lineage: Eukaryota; Metazoa; Chordata; Mammalia; Chiroptera; Mormoopidae
Gene: FBXL16
Product: F-box and leucine rich repeat protein 16
Exons: 7
Coding region: 464-1915 (483 amino acids)
Cellular component (GO): cytoplasm
Molecular function (GO): protein binding
Source: RefSeq, a predicted model, not a curated record
AGGAGGGCGAGGGGAGGGAGAAGGCGCCCGCCUGGCUCCCUGCAAAGCGGCCUUAUUUAUCUGGGCAUAGCCUCAGCCUCCCCGGUGGGAGGCUUGGGGCGGCUGAUCCUCUCCCACCGGGGAGCUCCUCUCGGGGUGCGGCCGAGGUGGCCGCCUAGGCCGGGACACCGGGCGCGGGGCACGCCGGGCCCUGCUGGCCAGGCCAGCACCUCCGCCGCCUUCCCGCUUCGCCAGCGCCCAUGCCGGGCUCCCCAUGACGGGAGGACGCCCGGCAAACAGCGUGGCAUGAGCCAGGAGCCCGGGCCGAGGUAAGGGCCCUUGAGCAAGUCCUAUCUCCCACUGAUGAAAAGAAAACAAGUGGACCUGAGUUGGGGCACCUGGCGCCCUCAAAAGAGCUGGGCCCAGGAAGGACUGCGCUGCUGAAAGCCAGGGAGACAUCUUACCCCGAGAGUGACGGAGGAAGAUGUCCAGUCCCGGAGUCGACGGCGACCCCAAGCCCCCAUGCUUGCCUCGAAAUGGCCUGGUGAAGUUGCCGGGCCAGCCCAAUGGCCUGGGUGCAGCCAGUAUCACCAAGGGUACGCCGGCUGCCAGGAACCGCCCUUGCCAGCCACUGCCCCCACCCACUCUCCCACCACCCAGCCUGGCUGCCCCACUGCCCCGGGCGGCCCUGGCUGGGGGCCUGUGCCCCACAGCAGGGAUCCCCCUUGGUGGCCCACCCUCAGCCCCAGCACCUGGGCCCCCAGUGGAGCGGCCGCCGCUGGCCACAGAUGAAAAGAUCCUCAAUGGCCUCUUCUGGUACUUCUCGGCCUGCGAGAAGUGUGUGCUGGCCCAGGUAUGCAAGGCCUGGCGACGCGUGCUCUACCAGCCGAAGUUCUGGGCAGGCCUCACGCCUGUGCUGCAUGCCAAGGAGCUCUACAACGUGCUGCCUGGUGGUGAGAAGGAGUUCGUGAACCUGCAGGGUUUUGCUGCUCGUGGCUUUGAAGGCUUCUGUCUAGUUGGAGUCUCUGACCUGGAUAUCUGUGAGUUCAUUGACAACUAUGCCCUGUCCAAGAAGGGUGUGAAGGCCAUGAGCCUCAAGCGCUCCACCAUCACUGAUGCUGGCCUGGAGGUGAUGCUGGAGCAGAUGCAGGGUGUAGUGCGCCUCGAGCUGUCCGGCUGCAACGACUUCACUGAGGCAGGGCUGUGGUCCAGCCUGAGUGCGCGCAUCACCUCACUGAGUGUGAGUGACUGCAUCAAUGUGGCCGAUGAUGCCAUUGCAGCCAUCUCGCAGCUUCUUCCCAACCUGGCUGAGCUGAGCUUGCAAGCCUACCAUGUGACGGACACGGCGCUGGCCUACUUCACUGCGCGCCAGGGCCACAGCACGCACACCCUGCGCCUGCUCUCCUGCUGGGAGAUUACCAACCAUGGUGUGGUCAACGUGGUACACAGCCUGCCCAACCUUACGGCGCUCAGCCUCUCUGGCUGCUCUAAGGUCACAGAUGAUGGUGUGGAGCUUGUGGCUGAGAACCUGCGCAAGCUUCGCAGCCUUGACCUCUCAUGGUGCCCCCGCAUCACUGACAUGGCACUGGAGUACGUGGCCUGCGACCUGCACCGCCUGGAAGAGCUGGUGCUGGACAGGUGUGUACGCAUCACGGACACUGGCCUCAGCUAUUUAUCCACCAUGUCGUCCCUCCGCAGCCUCUACCUGCGAUGGUGCUGCCAGGUGCAGGACUUCGGGCUGAAGCACCUCCUGGCCAUGAGGAGUUUGCGUCUCCUGUCUCUGGCAGGAUGCCCACUGCUGACCACAACCGGCCUGUCCGGCCUGGUGCAGCUGCAGGAGCUGGAGGAACUGGAGCUGACUAACUGCCCCGGGGCCACCCCCGAACUCUUCAAGUACUUCUCACAGCACCUGCCCCGCUGCCUCGUCAUCGAGUAGCACAGGGUCUUCUCGCCCCCGUCGCAGGAACCUGCCAGGCUCUGGGCGGGGACGCGAGGGCGCCACUGAGCCCCUUUUCUCCGCACCUCCCAGUGCAGCGCGGGAGGCGGAGCGAACCGAGGGAAAGCCCUGCUCUGCGCCCGCUCCUCUCCUGGCCGCGCCCAGGCAGGGAGGGGCGACGGGCGGUGUCCGCCCCACGCACGCACGCACACUGGGGGAUUUGUGCAUGCCCCUCGUGCCCGCCCUGCA